This is a messenger RNA of Didymodactylos carnosus, 534 nucleotides long. The record is from the annotation of a GenBank genome assembly. NCBI's taxonomy places the organism in Eukaryota, Metazoa, Rotifera, Eurotatoria, Philodinida, Philodinidae.
AUGCAACAUCUUAUCUAUAGUACUUGCUUAGUUAUAGCCGUUAUUCAGUGUUACCGUGUAACAAGUGCACCAAUGAUGCCAAUACAUGAACCAAUGAUACCAAUACAUGAACCAAUGCAUGAAGUAAAUGGUACAGAACCAGAGGUACUACAUUCUAUGUUAAAUGUUGACAGUAACCAUUCAAUGACUGAAGGAAAUUGGACGGAUUCCAAUUCACACAAAAAUCAACCACGCCCUCCUUCAAUGGGAAAUUCAGGAAUGAAGAAACCAUCACCGUCACUUCAAGGUAUCGGACAACCACGUGGUCCACCGUCUGAAAACAGAUUUGGUUCAUUUGAUCCCACCGAAGAAAUUGGCGGGGAACAACAUAAAAAUGGUAAUCAACGUUUUGGUGAGAAUAGACCUGAAAAUUCUGGUGAUGAUAAUGCAGAAGCAGAUGAGCCGUCAAAAUCAAAAUCAGUGGAAGUCUUGGUCAAAGUUGUGGUCGACGGUCAACAAGACAAAAAGCGCAUGCAGUUCCAACGUCCCUAUUAG